UUACAAAUCGAGAGAAAGGAGAGAGAAGAGAUAGAAAGAAAAAGAGAGAGAAUAGAGAGACGCAGACAGAGAGACAGAGAGAGAGAGAAUUUUAUUAAACAAUAAUUUAAAUUUAUACGAAUUUAGCUAUUCACCUAAACUAUACUAAUUGAUACUAAAUUAUAUUAAUUUAUACUAAUCUAUACUAACCUAGCUCUCCCCGGGAUGGGAAAUGCAAAGAGCGGCGCGAUCUCGCAGGAGAUGCUGGAUGACCUGCGGCAACGGACGCGCUUCUCUGAGGCGGAGCUGUCGCGCUGGUUCGGGGAGUUCCGGCGGGAGUGCCCAACCGAGCGGGUCUCGCAGGCCGAGUUCGAGCGCGUCUACCAGCGUCUGUUCCCGGACAGCGACGCGCAGGCGUACUCAAGCCACGUCUUCCGCUCCUUCGAUGUGAACGGCGAUGGCACGCUGGACUUCCGCGAGUACAUCAUCGCCCUGCACCUCACCUCCUCCGGGCUGACCUCGCUGAAACUGGAGUGGGCGUUCUCGCUCUUCGACGUGGACAACAGCGGAGCGAUCACCAAGGGGGAGGUGCUGGAGAUCACCCGGGCAAUCUUCAAACUGAUCCCGGAGGAAGAGAGAAAGGAUUUACCAGAGGAUGAAAACACAGCAGAGAAACGAGCAGAUAAACUGUGGAGCUACUUUGGAAAGAAAGAGAAGGAGAAGCUGUUGGAAGGGGAGUUCAUUGAGGGGGUGCUGGAGAAUGAGAACGCACUGAGACUGAUUCAGUACGAACCGAAGAAGAAGUGAUGAGACCCCCCACCCCCGAGAUAAAUGAGUGCAGCCAGACAGGAGCAACUACGGCUAAUACUACCGUAGCACACUGUACUGAAUUACUAAUACUGUACCACACUGUACUGAAUUACUAAUACUGUACCACACUGUACUGAAUUACUAAUACUGUACCACACUGUGCUGAAUUACUAAUACUGUACCACACUGUACUGAAUUACUAAUACUGUACCACACUGUGCUGAAUUACUAAUACUGUACCACACUGUACUGAAUUACUAAUACUGUACCACACUGUACUGAAUUACUAAUACUGUACCACACUGUGCUGAAUUACUAAUACUGUACCACACUGUACUGAAUUACUAAUACUGUACCACACUGUACUGAAUUACUAAUACUGUACCACACUGUACUGAAUUACUAAUACUGUACCACACUGUGCUGAAUUACUAAUACUGUACCACACUGUGCUGAAUUACUAAUACUGUACCACACUGUACUGAAUUAAUACUACUGUACCACACUGUGCUGAAUUACUAAUACUGUACCACACUGUGCUGAAUUACUAAUACUGUACCACACUGUGCUGAAUUACUAAUACUGUACCACACUGUACUGAAUUACUAAUACUGUACCACACUGUGCUGAAUUACUAAUACUGUACCACACUGUACUGAAUUACUAAUACUGUACCACACUGUACUGAAUUACUAAUACUGUACCACACUGUACUGAAUUACUAAUACUGUACCACACUGUACUGAAUUACUAAUACUGUACCACACUGUGCUGAAUUACUAAUACUGUACCACACUGUGCUGAAUUACUAAUACUGUACCACACUGUACUGAAUUAAUACUACUGUACCACACUGUGCUGAAUUACUAAUACUGUACCACACUGUGCUGAAUUACUAAUACUGUACCACACUGUGCUGAAUUACUAAUACUGUACCACACUGUACUGAAUUACUAAUACUGUACCACACUGUGCUGAAUUACUAAUACUGUACCACACUGUGCUGAAUUACUAAUACUGUACCACACUGUGCUGAAUUAAUAACACUGUACCACACUGUACUGAAUUACUAAUACUGUACCACACUGUACUGAAUUACUAAUACUGUACCACACUGUGCUGAAUUACUAAUACUGUACCACACUGUGCUGAAUUACUAAUACUGUACCACACUGUACUGAAUUACUAAUACUGUACCACACUGUACUGAAUUACUAAUACUGUACCACACUGUACUGAAUUACUAAUACUGUACCACACUGUGCUGAAUUACUAAUACUGUACCACACUGUGCUGAAUUACUAAUACUGUACCACACUGUACUGAAUUACAAACCGUGUUUAAUGAAUGCACAGUCUCACCCUGGGAUGGCACGGGGGCUUCACUGUGUAUAUUUACUGUGUGAAGCUGUGUCAGGUCCGCGGAUUUAAAAGACAGAUUCACUGUAUUUAGAUUUUUCUUGUAAACCUGAGAAUCUAUAAAGAAAUACAAAGAACACAAAUAAUAAAAUACUGUGAUUAAAA
Messenger RNA from Acipenser ruthenus (sterlet), 2312 nucleotides. RefSeq names its product visinin-like. Gene Ontology annotation, molecular function: calcium ion binding. The record is from RefSeq and is a predicted model, not a curated record. The transcript is spliced from 3 exons. NCBI's taxonomy places the organism in Eukaryota, Metazoa, Chordata, Actinopteri, Acipenseriformes, Acipenseridae. Bases 205 to 786 code for a protein of 193 amino acids.